GGAUUAGAUGAUUAUCCAGGAAUAAAACGCUUUAUUUUCUGUUGAAUUUGUCUGUUUGUUUGCUUGUUUUUCUCUCUUUUUUUCCCUCGUUUACAAAAGCCUCUAAGUUUAACUCUUUUUAAGUUUUAACUCAGUAAAGCAAAGCAAAGCAUCAUCACUCACUCAUUCGUCACUUGAGAAGAAGAUGAGAGAGAGACAGAAACCAAAGAUAAAGAUAGAACCUUUUUAGAUAUCAAGAGAGAAAGAGAGAGAAAAUAAAGGAAAGAUAAACAGCUUUUAUUAUAGUGAAGAGAAGGAGAGAGAGAGAGAGAGAGAAAGAGAAAGCUGUGCCCUAGAAAUAUGCAUCCCGAUAAGGACUGGUGUAUGCAAAGGAGCUUUUUGUAGUAAGUAAUAACAAACGCUUUCUUCCCACCUUCACAGCUAAAAUGGCCUCUUUUCUGCAUUUCUCAGUCUGCCUUUAAUUUCCUUAACCUCUUCACUAAGACUACUUCACUCUCUUUCUUUUUUGAAAAAAAAAUAAAAAACCCAUCUUCUUCAAAGUUCUUACUUUCAAAAGGUUGGACCUUUAACCCCAGUUCACUAAUAUCGAGGAGCUUCGUUUAUAAAGCUAAAUGUAUCCCUUUGGUUUGUGUUAUGGCUCAAUUCCUUGACCCAUGCGUCUGUGAAUUUUGUUUUGUUGGAAUAUGAAGCAGGAAACAAGUUCUUCUUUGACUUGUUAUAAUCUUUCAUAUGGCUUGUUCUAUUCUAUCUCUUUUCAUGUUGUUUCCAAGAUCUAUAUGCUUUCCAACUGUUUAGUGGGUCACAAUUUAGAGCUUCAUGAGUGCUUUUUCUAUUAUUUUGACUUUGCAAUUUGAAUGGAGUGUUUGGCUUUGCUUUGAACUUAAGAACAGAUAGAGCUAUCUUUUUAGUUACCUUAAAUUAGCUUGUAAGUUGAUUUGAAGGCACAUUCAAGUAUAGGUUAUUGGAGGUAAAUGCAUGGAUCGAAGGGAUGCUAUGGCAUUAUCGGGGUCUGCAUCUUACUAUCUGCAACCAAGAGGAAUAACUGGGUCAGGGUCUGGAACACAGUCUGGGAUGCAUGGAUCACCAGGCAUUCAUCCACUAUCUAGUCCAAAUGUACAAUACCAAUCAAGUAUUAGUGCCACUACUAUGGGAUCAACCUUACCUGUAGAGUCUGCAUCAGGAAUUACCCCUCAUAGUGUCAAUGUAGGCACACCUUCAGCUGUGCCACCUAGUGAGACUGUGAAACGUAAACGAGGAAGGCCCAGAAAGUAUGGACCUGAUGGGACCGUUUCAUUAGCACUGACUCCUGCAUCAGCUACUCAUCCUGGGACAAUAACACCAAGCCAGAAAAGGGGGAGAGGGCGGCCACCGGGUACUGGAAGGAAGCAACAGUUAGCCUCCCUUGGUCAAUGGCUGUCUGGUUCAGCUGGGAUGGGUUUUACUCCACACGUCAUUACCAUUGCUGUAGGAGAAGAUAUUGCAACAAAAAUAAUGUCAUUUUCACAGCAAGGGCCAAGAGCAGUAUGCAUUUUGUCAGCCAAUGGGGCUGUCUCUACUGUAACUCUUCGUCAGCCAUCAUCCUCAGGUGGCACUGUCACAUAUGAGGGGCGAUUUGAGAUAUUAUGUUUGUCAGGCUCUUACCUGCUGACCAGCAAUAGUGGCUCUCGCCAUCGAACUGGUGGUCUUAGUGUUUCCCUAGCCAGUCCUGAUGGCCGGGUCAUUGGUGGAGGUGUUGGAGGAAUCCUUAUUGCAGCAAGCCCUGUUCAGGUGAUUGUGGGAAGUUUUCUGUGUGGUGGUUCAAAGACAAAGAACAAGAAGGGGGGUGGUCAAGACGGUCUAAAAGACUCUGAUAAUCAGAGUGUUGACAAUCUAGUAGCUCCUCCUGUCGUUUCGCCAAGUCAAAAUCUGACUCCAACUUCGCCGGCAGGUGUAUGGCCUGGGUCACGAUCAAUGGAUAUGCGAAAUACCCACGUUGACAUUGAUCUAAUGCGUGGAUGACUGUUUACUCUAAUAGUUUCAUGAACAAUGUAUAUAGUUUGCUGUUGAAGGCCACCUGAUUGUAAUUUGAAAGUCCUAUGGUUUGGACAAAAUAGAGGCCAGGCCAGCCUGAUUUUUGGCUCCAUGAUUCUCACUUAAUUUACCCUUGACUAUGACAGACAAUGGGAUUUGUUCUGAUAUUUGUAGCUUGAUGACAGUUAAAAAUUUUAGCGCUCAUGAUUUUCAUUUCUCUAAUUUGAACCGGUAAGAUUGCCUCACUUCGCAGUAUAGGCAGCCAUGGUAUCAUGCUCGUCGUCACGCUCAUCCACCACCAUGGCAACGACUCUGCGCCCAUUACCGCAUACAGUGAUAUUGUCGAUUGUGGAAGCUUUCUGCUUGUUAAAUCAUA
This is a messenger RNA of Durio zibethinus, 2386 nucleotides long. Its product is annotated as AT-hook motif nuclear-localized protein 11-like. Gene Ontology annotation, molecular function: minor groove of adenine-thymine-rich DNA binding. NCBI's taxonomy places the organism in Eukaryota, Viridiplantae, Streptophyta, Magnoliopsida, Malvales, Malvaceae. The record is from RefSeq and is a predicted model, not a curated record.